AUGCAGUCACAAGCUAUUCCCUACGGAGCAUGGGUUCCGGGCACUCCACCCGGCCACGUGUCGUCAGCACGUGAUCAGCAAGCUGCCGCCGUGGUCAGCAGAUCGGCGGCUAGCGUACGAAAACUAGUGUCAGAGAAUGCCGUUACGGUUGUCGGACGGCGCGGCUGCUGCAUGUGCCACGUCGUCAAGCGGCUGCUGCUGGGCCACGGUGUUAACCCCACGGUUUUCGAGGUCGACGAGGACGACGAGAGCGACGUUGUCGUUGAAUUGCGGAAAUUGAUCGGGGAAGGGCAGGAGGAUUGGCCGCAGUUUCCUGCCGUGUUUGUGGGCGGGAAGUUGUUUGGUGGGUUGGAGAGAGUUAUGGCUUCCCAUAUCUCAGGUGAACUUGUGCCCGUGUUAAAACAAGCCGGAGCUCUGUGGCUUUGA
Messenger RNA from Prunus armeniaca (apricot), 426 nucleotides. The record is from the annotation of a GenBank genome assembly. Lineage: Eukaryota; Viridiplantae; Streptophyta; Magnoliopsida; Rosales; Rosaceae.